This is a messenger RNA of Linum trigynum, 10230 nucleotides long. Lineage: Eukaryota; Viridiplantae; Streptophyta; Magnoliopsida; Malpighiales; Linaceae. The record is from the annotation of a GenBank genome assembly.
UCCAACGUUCAUCUUCUUCUCCUCGUUUUCCUUCUCCAAAAACACAAUCACAGUAGUCACGAAAGGUGCUGCUUUCUGACUUUGAUUGGAGGGACUUUUGCGGGUGGUUUGCCUAAAUCCUACCAGCAACGAAAUAGUGGGGGGCAAAUAAACACUCUAAGAAGAGUGAUCUAAUCACGCCUUCAAUCGUUCUCUUCCAUACUGUUUACGUGACACAUUCUCUUUUCUCUCAUGGCACUUGGUGACAUUUUGAGAGAGGGACAAUGAACACUUCGCCAUAGCUUAUAUAGUGAACACGAAAAGAGGGUUAAUCAACAAUACAGAGUUGGCUGGUAGCCUCAAAAUUGGUAGAGGAUGAGUAAUUCAGUAAAGUUAAAUGUUCGCAAAUAUUCCCAUAGAGAUUGAUUGGUCAUCAUUGUUCGUCCAACAAAUAACAUAACUUUGCUAAAUCACUCACCUUCUCAAGAGACCGUAUCUUUCAAAUAUCCAAAUAACUCUGUGAUUUACUAGCUGUAUUUUGAUUAGGUAGGAAUUUGCCCAAUACUAAUUGAGAACUAGGAAUGUCGACCUGACUCGUUUUAUUCAAACUGUAUGACCUGUUUCGUGGUGGGUAUUACCCGCCUCGUAGGUUUGGUGGGGCGAGCAUGAAUAGUAUCGUUGCCCUGAUCCGUCUCAUUUCUAACUUGUUCUUACUUAUAUCACAUUUAAUUUUUCCCAAAUUACUUAGCAUUUUGCCUUUAAUAGCUCAUAUUUUAACUAUAACAAAGUUAUACAUACUCGAGAAUCUCAAUUUUCAAAUAAUUUAACUACAUUCAUCAUGUUAUAGUUUGUUUCUUAAUUUUUUAUUAAAUGAAAAAUUAAUAUUUUAUGUUUAAAUUGCAGACUCAUAUGGAUUGACCUUCUCGACACACUCCAAGAUAAAUUAUUCAACCUGAAUCCGAUUUCCACGAGACAAAUAUGAUUAUCAAAAUACCCACCCCAACCUAUCCAUUGUCUUUCCUAUCGAAAACACCUUUACACUUCCCGUUUUCAAAUUAUCCGACUUAAACCCAAAAUGUUACUAUGAAACAAUACCGAGUUACCCACCAAAAACCGGUCAUUGCCACUCCUACUAGAAACGCCUCUAUACUUGCCGAUUUCGGAUGGAAAAAUGGCAGGGAAAAAAAAAAACAUUAUUCUCCGGUAGCACACAAACCCGAGAAACAAAAGCCUCAAAUUGCCGCGUACAAACUCAUCGAAAAUCCUCCUAAGCCCGUGGGCCCAGCGCGUGCGUAGGGUAAGCGUGUCCUCUUCCUCCCUCGUUAACUCCACACUAACCAACCAACCGCGGGCGCCGAACUCAAAUCCCAAAAUCCAAACCUCUCCGCUGUCCCUUCCGUUCUCCCUUCUUCUUCUUCCCCCAUAUGUCCCGCCGGCAACACCUUUCCCUUCCACAUCUCUCCAACCCUAAACCCAAAUUACAAAACGACAAAAUACCCAAAAGCUCCUUCCGGCGGGCGGACGGACGGACGGACGGACUGAGCCCGCUAAAUCUCUUCCACACCUCCAAAGAGAUUUAUUAAUUAAAAUAAUUAUUUAUUAUUAUAAAGUAAUCGCCGGAUUUUUCAGGACUCAGUCCUUCCUUCUUUGGAUUUACCCCCUUCCAUCUCAACUCGGUCCUCCCUUAUAAUCUCCCUCCUCCUCCAUUUUCCCCUAUUCCUCUCCAUCUUCCCCCUCCAAACUUCCUCAAUUGAGGUUAACAAUGGCGAACAACAACAACAACUACCACACUCGGCGCGGCCCUCCCACCGCUUCCCCGCCGGGAAUCCAGUUCAGCAACUCCCGCGACUUCGACAGCGACAUCGGCAGCAGCCUCGAGUUCGCGACCUACACGGUCCACAUCCCUCCCACUCCCGACAAUCAGCCGAUGGAAAUUUCGAUGGACUCGGCCCAAUCUUCCCCUCCUUUCAUCCCGAUCAACCGGAACCCUUCGACUUACAUGUCCAAUUCCAUGUACCGCCGGCAGAAUUCCGGCGCCAUGACCACCAUGAACCACCUCCCCUCCUCCGUCGUCGUCUCCGGCGGCGGCGGAGGCGAAAAUCGGUGCCAGGUCCCCGGGUGCGACGCAACCGCGAUGACGGACGAUCGCGGGGACUCGGUCUACCCGUGCGAUUGCGAGUUCAGGAUCUGCAGCGACUGCUUCAAGGAUGCGGAAGGGGUUUGCCCCGGCUGCAAGAGCAGUUACCGGGGCGGCGGGGAUUACGGGUCGGCUCAGUUGGAUCGGACGCUGACGACGAUGAAGAACCCGCGGAUGUUCGAUUCGACGGAUUCGGAUUUCUUGUUCGAGGAUUCGAAGAAGGAUUAUGGGUACGGGAAUGCUGCGUGGUCGAGUGAUGGCAAUAAUGAGGACGGCGGUGGCGGCGGCGGAGGGGAUCCGAAUUUGCUUGUGGAUAAGCAGCGGAAGCCUCUCACCCGUACAGUCAGUAUUCCGGCCACGAUUCUGGGUCCAUACCGGUUGCUUAUAGUCAUCCGGAUGGUAGCACUUGCAAUGUUCAUAGAAUGGCGGGUAACAAACCCAAACGAGGAUGCAAUCUGGCUAUGGGGGAUGUCAGUAGUAUGCGAGCUCUGGUUCUCCUUCUCAUGGCUACUCGACCAGCUCCCCAAGCUCUGCCCAGUCAAACGCGUGGUGGACCUUGAAGUCCUCAAGGAAAAAUUCGAGACUCCAUCCCCCACCAAUCCCGCCGGCAAAUCCGAUCUCCCCGGGGUCGACAUCUUCGUCUCCACAGCCGACCCGGAGAAAGAACCCCCGCUCACCACCGCCAACACGAUCCUCUCCAUCCUCGCCGCCGACUACCCCGUCGAGAAGCUCUCUUGCUACGUCUCCGACGACGGCGGAGCUCUCCUCACUUUCGAGGCCAUGGCGGAGGCUGCCAGCUUCGCCCGGCUUUGGGUCCCCUUCUGCCGCAAGCACAACAUCGAGCCGAGAAAUCCGGAGUCUUAUUUCAAUCUGAAAACGGACCCGUAUAAGAAUAAGGUCCGGGCUGAUUUCGUCCGGGAUCGACGGAGGGUUAAGAGGGAGUACGAUGAGUUUAAGGUGUGCAUUAAUGGUUUGCCGGAGUCGAUUCGACGGCGUUCGGAUGCGUAUAAUACGCACGAGGAGAUCAAGGCGAUGAAGAAGGUUAAGGAGAUGGGAGAUGACGAGAAUUUUGAGAGGAUUAAGGUCACCAAAGCGACUUGGAUGGCAGAUGGUACUCAUUGGACCGGGACUUGGACCACGCCGGGGCCGGAGCACACUCGCGGCGACCAUGCCAGCAUUAUUCAGGUAAUGCUGCAGCCGCCGAGCAACGAGCUAAUGAAAGGACCGGGCUCCGACGGCAACUCAAUGGACCUAUCUGACGUGGACAUGCGGCUGCCAAUGCUGGUCUACGUCUCCCGCGAGAAGCGCCCUGGCUACGACCACAACAAAAAGGCGGGGGCGAUGAACGUUUUGGUUCGAGCUUCGGCGAUCAUGUCUAACGGUCCCUUCAUCCUCAACCUCGAUUGCGACCACUACAUCUACAAUUCCGAAGCAAUUCGUGAAGGGAUGUGCUUCAUGAUGGAUGCCGGUGGUGACCGCUUGUCUUAUGUUCAGUUCCCUCAACGAUUCGAAGGGAUCGACCCAUCGGAUCGAUACGCGAACCAGAACACGGUCUUCUUCGACGUCAACAUGCGGGCUCUUGAUGGAAUCCAGGGCCCUGUGUAUGUCGGCACAGGUUGUAUGUUCCGACGGACCGCCCUCUACGGGUUUGACCCGCCGGAGGCGGAAAAGUACGGGAAGAAGAGUAGUAAGAAGUCUGCCUCCGCCAAUGCUGCACCUACUUUCGACUCUGCUCCUGAUCAAUCCAGCCAGUCUUCUUAUGGUAUGGAGGACAUGGACGAUGAAUCGAUGAACAUCGCUCUAAUCCCAAAGAAGUUUGGGAAUUCGAGCAUGCUCGUCGAUUCGAUUCGAGUCGCCGCCUAUCAAGGCCUACCUCUUGCAGAUCAUCCAUCAAUUAAAAACGGACGUCCUCCAGGCGCACUCCUAGCUCCACGUCCGCCACUCACGCCGGGGACAAUCGCCGAGGCCGUCAAUGUGAUCUCUUGCUGGUACGAGGACAAAACAGAGUGGGGAGUCAAUGUUGGCUGGAUCUACGGCUCCGUGACAGAGGAUGUGGUCACCGGAUUCCGUAUGCACGAGAGAGGGUGGAGAUCUGUUUAUUGCGUGACGAAACGCGACGCUUUCCGCGGCACAGCUCCGAUCAACCUCACGGACCGUCUCCACCAGGUGCUUCGAUGGGCGACGGGAUCGGUGGAGAUCUUCUUCUCCCGCAACAACGCCUUGCUGGCCGGGCGUCGCCUCAAAUUCCUCCAGCGGAUCGCCUACCUCAACGUCGGGAUCUACCCUUUCACGUCCAUCUUCUUGAUCGUCUACUGCUUCCUUCCAGCACUCUCCCUCUUCGCCAACAAGUUCAUCGUCAAUUCGCUCGACGUCAACUUCCUCAGCUACCUCCUAGUCAUCACCAUCACAUUGACCAUGUUGGCGGUUCUGGAAAUCAAAUGGUCGGGGAUCGCGUUGGAGGAAUGGUGGAGGAACGAGCAGUUCUGGUUGAUUGGUGGGACCAGCGCCCAUCUCGCUGCUGUUCUACAGGGGCUUUUGAAAGUGGUUGCUGGAAUUGAGAUCUCUUUUACACUGACUUCCAAAUCUGCAGCUGAUGAGGACGACGAGUAUGCCGAGCUGUACCUGAUCAAGUGGACGUCGUUGAUGAUCCCUCCCUGCGUGAUCAUCAUAGUGAACAUCGUGGCGAUUGCGGUGGGAUUCUCAAGGACGAUCUACAGUGCGAUUCCCCAGUGGAACAAUCUGAUCGGUGGCGCGUUUUUCAGCUUCUGGGUGUUGGUUCAUAUGUACCCGUUUGCGAAAGGGUUGAUGGGACGGCGUGGGAAAACUCCGACGAUCGUGUUUGUGUGGUCUGGACUGAUUUCUAUUUGCAUUUCCUUGUUGUGGGUUGCGAUAAACCCGCCUGCUGGGCAGAAUCAAAUCGGUGGGUCUUUCCAAUUGCCGUAACGAUGAUUGCUGCUUUUACAGUAGAGCUUUUGUGAAUGGGACUACACGAAGCUUUUCUUCUUUGACAGUCCAGCUUAGGAUACUUUUGAUUUUGGGCAUAGAGGUUUGAAAGUGGCCGAAAGGAAGGGAACAUGUAAUUCAUUUGUUUUUUCUUUUAUACUUUGAACCAAUAUACUGUUACAAUGCUAACACAAAGUUAUAUGACUAAAGUUGAUGAAUGGGUAAUGAUGUUUAACCUUGGUAACAUUACAUGAUCGUAAUUAGCGCACUAAAUUAUGGUACUUAACAUUUGAAAAACAAGUUAGUGGGGGUACAAAUGGCUAUGAAGUAUGAACACAAAAUCUCGGAAUCAUUAACGCAACUCAUCAUGAGACAUUCACAUGACGAGUGACACACUUUAUGAACAUAAUAAUCAUACUUCUCACCGGAAAAGUUUCACCUAAUAAUGAUAACAAAAGCUACUUUAGUUUUUAUGGCCUCCUCCACGUUGAUCAUGGAUGCUUCCCCGCCCCACGUGUGUGCUAAAAUGCUAACUGAGAUUUGACAAAAUGCUUAUAGCUUAAUCUCUGGUUAUAAUGAUUGAUCUGGAUAGAAUCCAAGGCGACGUCGUAGAUACAUAACCGCCGCCGUAGCUUGCUUCCAGUUCAUCAGUGCCUGCAUCAGAGAGUCCAUUAACCUGGUUUGGAUCGUUGAAGAGAGAUAUGGUAUCCCGUCACCUGAUGUUUCGUUGUUGUUAUUGACUCAUUAUGUUUCUACUCUGUUUCACGCUGCUUGUAUUGCGCUAUUUAGAUGUGUUACAUAGUACUCUGUUUCAUGUUGUUGUCGAGCAAGGUUGUUAAACCCCUAUCGAACCUUCGGUUAGACCCGGUUCGACCCGGCUCGAGCUUCAAAACGGUCUCCAGAAAGCCCUCCAGUCCGUAACCGUGGAUAUCCACCCGAAUCCGGCCUAAUCGGGUAGGGUAAAAUCCAAACCCAAAGGACAUUUAGUGGGUAUGGGUAAAAUCCGAAUCCGAAUAUUGCGGGUAAUGGGUGGGCAUGGGUUUCUCAAUAUCCAACCCGAACCCGCCCGAUUAUACACAUGCAUAUGUACUCUGUCUAGAAAUAAUCAUUUUUUUCUCUAACAUAUUUUAUAUUUAGCAUAUAAAUAUAAUAUUUUCAUGAAAUUGUGUUGUUUUAAUUAAUUUUCUUCAUUUAGUGAAUUAUCGUACUUUUCUUCUUACGUAAUGUGAGAAUACGUGUGAAUGUUAACAUAUUGGUUAUAGUUAUGAAGAAAAAUCAUUACCCAUGGAUAACCGCGGAUACCCGAAACCCAAACGAGUAUGGGCAUGGCUUUAAUUUUCUGCCCGUUUCACAUGUGGGUAUGGGUAUGGUAAAAUCCGAACUACUUUGGGUAGGUAACGGAUAUGCACUAUCCGUCCCCGACCCGACCCAUUGCCAUCCCUAGCGAUUUACACGAAAACUGCUGGGCGGGGGCGCGGUUUUCAAUGCAAACCGCGGGGCUAAGGGGUGGUUAUAAAAAAAAAAAUUGGACCAAACCGCUGGGUGGGGUGGCGGUUCGGCCCAAAACCGCCACCCCACCCAGCGGUUUGGUCCAAUUUUUUUUCUUUUUUUUUUUCGAUCAACUCCUAACUUCGGCCGAAACUUCUAACGAACGUAACUUUGCACUCGGGUAUCCGAUCGUAGCAAUUUUUUUUUGUUUCGCAUAACUUUUCAAGAUCUACAACUUUUACUAGGAUGAAAUUUUCAAAACAGGAAUUAUUUGUGGAUAUACGGGACCUUGGGAACAACUUUACCUUUACUUUUCACAAAUCCAUGUACAUUUUGAAAUUAUGAUUAUGUUAAAAGUUGUAGAUCUUGAAAAAUUAUACGGAAUAAAAAAAAAUUCAUGACGUUCGGAUUUUGGAGCACAAAGUUAUGGCCGCCCAAAGUUGGACGAAAUAAAAAAAAGGCUCGUUCGGGGUGGCAAAUGAUGUUUUUUCGAGACGAAGGCGGGACCCGUUGGUUUGCGGCUUGCAAGAUCUCAAAAAGUUAUUCGGAUUCAAAAAAUGGAGGCUGCAAACUUUUUGAGAUCUUGCAAGCCGCAAACCGCCGGGUCUCGCCUUUCGUCAAACUUUGGGCGGCCAUAACUUUGUGCUCCAAAAUCCGAACGUCAUGAAAUUUUUUUUGAUUCCGCAUAACUUUUCAAGAUGUACAACUUUUAAGAAAAUCAUAAUUUCAAAAUGUACAUGGAUUUGUGAAAAGUAAAGGUAAAGUUAUUCUUAAGGUCUCGUAUAUCCACAACUAAUUCCUGUUUUGAAAAUUUCAUCCAAGUAAAAGUUGUAGAGCUUGAAAAUUUAUGCGACAUGAAAAAAAAAUCGCUACGAUCGGAUACCUGAGUGCAAAGUUAUAUUCAUUUGAAGUUUCGACCGAAGUUAGGAGUUGAUCGGAAAAAAAAUGUGGACCAAACCGCUGGGUGGGGGUUUUUGGGCCAAACCGCCACCCCAACCAGCGGUUUGGUCCAUUUUUUUUUAUAACCACCCCUUAGCCCCGCGGUUUGCAUUGAAAACCGCGCCCCCGUCCAGCAGUUUUCGUGUAAACCGCAGGGUGGAGUGGCGGUUUUUGAAAAAGAGUGGUAUUUUUGGAAUUUUUUGGGGUUUGGUGGUAUUUUUGAAAUUGUUUUUUUAAACAAUGGUAUUUCUGGAAAAAGUCCAAAUUUAUUGGCAUAAUCCUUCCCACUAUGGGAUUUUGGCACAAAAACGCAUUUGAAAAGGGGAGAUAUUUUGAGAUUAUACACCGUAAAAAUAAUUGAUUUUGGAGUUUUGAAAUACUCGAGCCUAAACUAUUUCGAAAUUCCCCAUUUAUCUUCUUCACUCUUCCAAAACAUCAUCUCCUCCACCAAUUAAUAGGGGCGCCAUGGUAAUUUCCAACCACAUUGUUUAUUUUAUUUUUGUCACGAAUUUUAGAUGCGACAUAUUUUGACCAAAAUGUAAAUCAUCGAAUCUCUCAUUCUCAAAUGGCCAACUGAUCUGGACCUAAAUCUGAGCAUUUUUUAUAGUAAUCUGAAAAUACAAACUAUUAUAUAUAAUAAUCAUAAAUAUUGACAAAUAUAAUUUAAUAAAACUAAUUAUUUAGACAAUAAUGCUUAAAUAAUAAUUCAUUGUAAUAAUCAUUGAACGAGCAACCCUCCCCUUUUCUAAUCUUCCUUAAGUUGUUGUCAUUGGCAACCCUCCCCUUUUCUCUUUUGUACUCCUUUUUUCUGUUGUCCAUCUAUGCUCCCAAAUCCACUUUGGAGUUCUACCUUCCGCCUCUUGUUUGGUAUGAUUUUCUUUGAUGCUCUACUCUGAUUCAUCAUAUUUAUAAAGCCUUUCGUUUGUGUUGGCAAAGUGUGGUUGAUUUAGGUAAAAUAAUCAACAUCCCUUCUCGUCUUCUCGCCUGUCUUCUAUCUCCUCGGUUCACCCAACAUAUCUCGGUGAUUCGGAUGCAGUAGCUCUCCUCGAUAAAUCGGCUCAGAUGCGGAUGAAAGAUUAGAAUGCACAAACUAAAUCCAUGUUUUCAUCGUCGGGUGCCCAUUGUUAUGAAGUUCUUCUCAUGGUUAGGUUCUUAGAGGUAAGACACAAGGAGGUAAGGUUUCAGAUAAUUUUAUGACUCUUGUUUGCUUAUCUUCUUCUGAUCUUCUUCUCGGGAUGACAUUCUCUAGAAACUUGAUUUCCAGUUUGGUGGGUGGUGGCCGCCAUGUGCUGAAGUCUCUAUCAAAACGGUCAAUGGAGUGACAUGAGGCUUGGGUUUGGAGAGUCUAAGUUGUCCAUGUGCUGAAACUCGAUCUUCUGUGAAAUAUGCCUCUUUUAUGAUUUUCUCCUUUGCCUAAAUCUAUCUUUAGACUUCUAAGUUGAACAUUUCAAUAUUGAUGUUAUAUAUGAGUGAGUUUGAAUUUUCACUAUAUGUUGGAUCCAAGUACGAACUGUUAUUUUAGUGUAAUGUUAUAUGUUAUUAUCCAUAUGUUAGAUGUGGUUUAAUAUAAUAUAUAAAUAUAUGAACAAGAUAAUGAUUUCUUUUAUAUAUUUGGACUAAAUUGAGCUAAAAUGAUCGGAUUAUUAAUCCUAAACCUACUUGCUUUAAUAGACCAACAGGUGAAACGUAGGGAUGGCAAAAAUAUCCGUAACCGUGGAUAUCCGCCCGAAUCCGACCUUGUCGGGUGGGUAAAAGCCGAACCCGAAUGAUUUUUAGCGGGUACGGGUAAAACCCGAACCCGAAUAUUGCGGGUAAUGGGUGGGCAUGAUUUUCUCACUAUCCAACCCGAACCCGCCCGAUAUACACAUGCAUAUGUAUUUUGUCUAGAAACAAUCAUUAUUUUUUUCUAAUAUAUUUUAUAUUUAGCAUAUAAAUAUAAUGUUUUCAUGAAAUUGUGUUGUUUUAAUGAAUUUUCUUCAUCCUAGUGUAUUAUUGUCAUCCUUUUUGUCUUACGUAAUGUGAGAAUACAUAUGAAUAUUAACAUAUUGGUUGAAGUUAUAAAGAGAAACUAUUACCCAUGGAUAACCGUGGAUACCCGAAACCCAAACGGGUAUGGGCAUGUUUUCGAUUUUCUACCCGUUUCUUAUGUGGGUAUGGGUAUGGGUAAAACCCGGACUACUUUGGGUAGGGUAACGGAUAUGAACUAUCCGCCCCCGACCCGACCCAUUGCCAUCCCUAGUGAAACGAGUUAACAACCUUGUUGACGACUGAUAGAGACCCUCUUUCUCCAUCUCUCCCCCUUUCUUCAGUUCCUUAAUUAGGAAAAAUUUAAUAUGAUCACAACCCUUUUUGUGAGUAUAUACUCACACGAAGGGAUGGAGUGCCACGUCGCCCAAGUUGAGGUCCUAGGGUUGGAGCUCAGUAGCUCAAAGAAUGACUCAUUUAAGUGGAUUUUGGUGGCUUUUUGGCUAAGAGCCAAGCCAGCCGAGAGAACUCAUAUCCAAUAUAAAAAAUCAACAUCAUUAUAAAAAAUACAUACCAAUAUGAAAAAUCAUGAUAUGAAAUCUGGUCGAGAUGUUCUUCAUCGAUCUCCUUGAGAGAGGGAGAGAGGGGGAGAGAGAGAGGGAGGGGGGAGGAGGGGAGGGGAAGGGCGGGGAGUGAGGGGAGGCAGGCGGCGAUGAGCGGUCGUGGGAGGGACGAAUGGCGGUGGGAGCUGUUGUUGGAUAUAAAGUGGGAGGAAGUGA